Misgurnus anguillicaudatus (oriental weatherfish) is the source of this 1978-nucleotide messenger RNA. RefSeq names its product caspase 3, apoptosis-related cysteine peptidase a (gene casp3a). Gene Ontology annotation, biological process: proteolysis; positive regulation of neuron apoptotic process; neuron differentiation. The record is from RefSeq and is a predicted model, not a curated record. NCBI's taxonomy places the organism in Eukaryota, Metazoa, Chordata, Actinopteri, Cypriniformes, Cobitidae. Gene Ontology annotation, cellular component: cytoplasm; death-inducing signaling complex. Gene Ontology annotation, molecular function: cysteine-type endopeptidase activity.
UUGUAGCGAAUGUCUUCCGCGCAGUGUAGUGUGCUUUCUCCCAUAGUGACACGAGUGUAGUCUUGUUAACACUUCCUGGAUGUUCAGUAACCGCUUUGUCUUGGGAAGCAUAAACAUUUCAAGCUCUGAAUAACAGAGGGUUUUCUGCUAUUUAGCUUCGUUUACUUUCCCAACAGCUGCUUCUGGAGGAAACACCCUUUUAACUUCUUAGAAAAGUGUUAACGAUUGCUUGGAGAUGAACGGAGACUGCGUGGACGCGCGGCGCGAGGACAAAACAGAUGCUGGUAAGGAUGAGCCAUCAGGACAGCAGGCCAUGCAAGUGGAUGCAAAGCCUCAGUCGCACCCCUUCAGAUACAGCCUGGACUACCCUAACAUUGGUUAUUGUGUCAUCAUCAACAACAAGAACUUCGACCGCAGGACGGGCAUGAACCAACGCAACGGCACAGACGUAGAUGCAGGAAACGUGAUGAACGUGUUUCGAAAGCUUGGAUACAAUGUGAAAAUCUACAAUGACCAGACAGUUCAGCAGAUUUUACAGGUUUUAACCUCAGUUGCCAGGGACAACCACAGUCGCUGUGCUUCGUUUGUGUGUGUGUUGUUGAGUCACGGAGAUGAUGGUGUGUUUUUUGGUACGGAUGGUCACGUGGCUAUCAAGGACUUAACAAGCCUUUUCAGAGGGGACCGAUGCCCAACACUAGUGGGGAAGCCCAAACUUUUCUUCAUACAGGCUUGUAGAGGUACAGAGCUGGAUCCUGGUAUAGAGACAGACGGCCCAGGUGAUUCUGUGAGGAUCCCUGUUGAGGCCGACUUCCUGUAUGCCUAUUCGACAGCACCAGGUUAUUACUCCUGGAGAAACACAAUGACCGGCUCAUGGUUCAUUCAGUCUCUAUGUGAAAUGAUUGCAAAAUAUGGCAAAGAACUUGAGCUCAUGCAUAUCAUGACCAGGGUCAACUGUAAGGUAGCGCUCGACUUUGAGUCGACCUCCAACACUCCCGGCUUUGACGCCAAGAAACAGAUGCCCUGCAUUGUCUCAAUGCUCACCAAAGAGAUGUACUUCAGCCCUUGAGGAUUAAAGCUUGAGAGCACUUGGGAGGUUUUAUCCAGAUUUCCUGUGUGCGUAUCACAUCGGAUGUGUCGGAUAGAAAUCACUUUUUAGAAGCACUUGCUUAGUAGCAUUUGCCAAAUACUUAUAGUUUGGCAUUUCAGCAUUCUCAGGACUGUUGUUGUGUUGUGUAUGUUAGGUGUAAUUGCAAAGUUUGGUCUGUAUGUGUAAUAUAGGUGCUAAGUUUGUGGUUGUGUGACCUUAUAACAUUUCACUUGUUUGUGCCUCAAGUUUUCUAAUGACAAUGUCUAAAGAUGCAAUCAACUGAGGCAUUUUGGGAUUUAUAGAAUUACAGCAAUCAGGGACUUUAAUAAACUUUACUAUAAUCCAGCACUAAUUCUAGUGUUGGGAAAAGGGAAACAAUCACAGGGCAUUGAUCAGGCAGUAAGCUUGAAGGCUCAUCUGUUAAAAAUUACAAUCAAAAAUAUUCACAGGUGCCUCUUAUUAAACCACAAUAACGUUUUUUAUAACACUCCUGGUCUUUGCCGAGGCACAAUACACACAUUAUUUAAAAUAUAAUUUCUAACAUGACAUUAAUGCAUGACCAGAUAAGCUUGUGCUUUAAGUAUUGAUAUGUACAGAAAUGCAUGUACAGUUAUUGCCUCGUAGAGCUUUGUUGCAUAAGUGCAUAACUUUUACAAACUAAGGAAUGAGCGCAGCAUCUUUAUACUCACAAAUAGUAGCCUACCUUAUUUUCCAGUAAUGGUCUUUUAAGACCUCGUUGAAUGUGUACUUCUACGUUCAUGCUGUGAGGUGCAUACAAGUUCCGGUCAUACUUGCAUGUUUAUUAUUUAAUCAUAUUUGUUAUGCAUAAACACAUCCUUUGUGUAUGUACGAACUAGACCAUUUCAAUGUAAUAAACAACUUUGCAGUGCA